GCGGCCGUCAUCCAGCAAAAAGGCGAGUGUGCGCGUAAAGUUGGUUCGAGAUGAUCGCGGUUCGUUCCUCGAAUACGAUAACACGCGCGGGAAUAUACCUGUUCGAGUCGGGAAUUGGCGGAAAAUGAGAGAGAUAAUUUUAUCCCCGUCCCCGUUCGCCUGUGUAAUCGCGACGUUUCACCAACGACGACGAAUGUGGAUCGACGAUCGGGAAAAAUCGAGGAGGCAACGCGCCGACGUCAUGUUCCUAUCCGGCGUGCAACCAAAUCACAGCCAAAAAGCCCGGCGGAUACUGGAGGACAGCUGGCAGGUAAAGGGCAGUACCUGUGAACAACUGUCACCUGUACAGGUGAACAACUACAGCAUCGUCGCCUCGAGGGGAGAGCUCGCGCGAAAUAACUGCGCGGCGAGAGAGUGCAUCGUGAAGGGCAAGGACGUCGCAGGAUCCGGCAGGACUUUACGGCCUAUUCGCAAGUCCCUUUCUGUCCCCAACUGCUUCAGAGAAGGUGUUUCGACGGCGCAGAAAACCGGACGAAGAGCAGCGGAGGAAAGCAUUCUGAAAAGGUCUUCCGCGUUUCUGGCGAGUCUCGCCCAUUCUACGAAUAGAAUCAGAGAGAAGAGAGCAAACGAUAACGAUCGCACGGAGAGCGGUCCCUCCAGUCUUCGACGGUCGCCGAGCGUUCAAACGUUGCCAAUCGAGCGAAAGCAAAAGAGCGGAGCUCGCGUGAAGAAAUCGGUGUCCUUCAGCUCGGACACAAGUUUCGAGGAGAAACGCGCACCUUACAGAAAAGUCGCUGUUCACGAGGUCAAGGUCUACCGCAAGGGUGUUUUGCAAGAUCGCAGUGCCCGCGAGGCUAGUAUCGUCGGAAAAGUGCCGUCCUCGUGGGAAGCCACCUCCGAGGGCCGAUCGGCCCUUCUGAGGGCAGCCAGAGAUGCGGACGAUGGUGCGCUCAACGAAAUCGCGGCUCACUUUCGAAAAUUUGGGUUCGGAGAUGUGGACGUCAAUAUGGCCGAUAGCAGCGGCAGGACCGCCGUAAGCUACACGGCCGGCAACGGUGCCUCGACGAUGUUGGAGAUGGCUCUGUCGUUCCAAGGGGUGGAUCCGAAUAUUCCGGACAACGAGGGCAACACGCCUCUCCAUUUUGCCGCGCAGGCGGGACAAACCGAUUGCCUCAACGUCCUCCUUCAAAACUGCCCGGACAUCGAAGUGGACGCUAGAAACGCGUCGGGCUUCACUCCGUUGAUGAAAGCGGCACUCCAAGGAAGAACGAAAUGCGCGAAAAUUCUGUUAUUUGCCGGCGCGAAUCCAACCUUGAGAGAUCACGGGAGAGGACUGAGAGCGGAACAGUGGGCGAGAUUUUGCGGAAGGUACGUAUGCGCCGAAGUGAUCGAGAGGUUCGCUAGGCAUCGACUCUUAGAGAGAUCGACUUCCUGUCGGUGGGGUAGCGAACCCGAACUGGCGGCUAAAGUAUUGCAAGGAAAGCUGAUACCCGUCCCAACCACGCCGCUGUUGCCAUCCUCUUCGGGAUUCAAGUCGAAGAUAAGAAAGGUGUUUCGCACAACCUCCGGACCGGAUCGAACUUUCUCCUUGGUCUCGCAGCUAACCAGUGCUGCCCUUUGCGCGAGCAGUCCCGCUUUACCAAAAUCCACCCAAGUACCACCUGUAGUUAAAAGUCUUCUGCGACCGUUGAGCGUUCCGCAAUUAAGGGUCACGCUAGUCUCGCCGCAAGAUUUUAUCGAACAAUCGAACGACAAGUACGGGUCAAAUUUCACGGAAAAGAUCGAAAAUACGACUACCAAGCCGUCACGAUCCAAGAAGAAAAACAAAUAAAUCGGCAGAUUCUGCUACAGAUCCCAUCGAUUCGCGUAAUUUCCGCUACCGUUCUUCCGCACAAAUUCUUAACGUUUCCCGCGGCUUAUCUUCAUCCUGAUGUUCGGUAGAUUGAAAUACCGUCCCGAGGGGUGUAAACGCGCGUAGCAGCGAUGAGGAAACAGCAGAACUCUCGAGACGAAAGUCGCAAACACCAAAGAGUCAAUUAGACCUGUCUGUGAGAUAAAUAGUUUUAAAACGAUUCCAAACGGUUCGUUCUACGGUUUUUAACUUUACAACACUCGAGCGUGUAGGAGAGUAAGGCGAUAUUUUGUAACUACGCAAC
Habropoda laboriosa is the source of this 2156-nucleotide messenger RNA. RefSeq lists its product as uncharacterized. The transcript has 9 exons. Bases 125 to 1831 code for a protein of 568 amino acids. NCBI's taxonomy places the organism in Eukaryota, Metazoa, Arthropoda, Insecta, Hymenoptera, Apidae. Gene Ontology annotation, molecular function: protein binding. The record is from RefSeq and is a predicted model, not a curated record.